CCAAAAGUAUUGGGCUAGGCAUAUAGGGGCCCAAAUAGACAAUAACACAAAGGACACCCAGCGUCAUUGACGGUAACCGCUGCACACUAAGCUAGGGUUUUUGAUUGCACCCCGAAUUCUCUUGCAAAGUUGGAGGUUUGGUUCGCCAAUUCCUGUCUCUUUCCAAUGGCGAAAAAUAGAAACAAGAAGAAAAGAGAUAGCUCUGCUAUGGAAGUCACCGAAGAUUUGGUUUCAGAUAUCCCUCAAGCAAUGGACACUUCAGAGACUGGAGCUCGAAACGUGGCCGCUGGUGCUCCCAGUAUGAAGGUAAAGAAGGGAAGACCAAUGAAGAGAUCCAAAAAUGUCCGGAAGAUGAAAUCCAUUGCAAAAGCAAUAUCUAAGAACGAGAAAGCAGUUGAGAAAGUUCUGAAGCAUGACGACAAAAAAUCGAGAACACAGUCUGCUAAAUUGCUAUACGAGUAAAGAACUACAAUUGUGUGUGACCACUGCUUUGUUAUACACAAGGGGUAGCUAAAAAAUUAGUUUUUGGUUUCAAAUUCUCCUUUUUUCUGAUAAUUGUUAUUAGUUUAUAUAUAUGUCAAUUUAUCAAUGCUAUUUUUCUUAUGUUUAGAUUGGUGAGGAGGAUUACAAGUUUUUCUGCCUGCCAUUCAUUUUUUAGGGGUAAAUUGUAUCCAUAAAUAAAGUGUUCGGGAAGGUUUGAAUUAUUAAUGAAAUAUUUAUCACA
Molecule: messenger RNA, 724 nt
Organism: Humulus lupulus (European hop)
Lineage: Eukaryota; Viridiplantae; Streptophyta; Magnoliopsida; Rosales; Cannabaceae
Exons: 3
Coding region: 166-462 (98 amino acids)
Source: RefSeq, a predicted model, not a curated record